UCCCACACAGUGAACAACAGACAGGUCCAGCCUGAACGUUUCCCUUCAGACGCCCAAACGAACAGGAGCAAUGAGUCGCAGCCCAGAGAGGAUUUCAUCUUAUCGCCGUCACUUUGAGGACAACAGCAGCUCAACCUACCAGGUCAGGGUGUCCAGCCCGUCUCCGACCAGGAGACAGGCUUGCCAUGCCUCAGCCGGCUACUCUGCCAGGUCUGGGUCCAGCAGCAUGCGUGUGGACUCGGUGGGACGAAGGACUGCUUCUGCAGCACGCAGGUCUCGCACAGCUGGAUUUGGUGCCAGUGCAGGAGCCUUGGUAUGUGUUGGUCCAAGUGGAGAGCGCCCCAUGGACCUGGAUGCUGCUGCAGCCGAGAGCCAGGAGUUCCUGAGCACCCGCACCAGCGAGAGACAGGAGAUGAUUGUCCUCAACGACAGACUGGCUGUUUACAUUGAUAAGGUUCGAUCACUUGAGCAGAAGAAUAAGUUGCUGGAGGCAGAGAUCGAGGCCUACCAAGGCCGGUUCGAGAAGCCAACGGGUCUUCGUUUGUUGUACGAGGAGCAGCUAAAGGAGCUGAAAAGGAUUGCCGACCAGAUGAAAGUUCAGCGGGACAUUUCUUUGGCUGCUAAAGAGACUGCAGCUGCUCAACUAGAGGCAAUCAAAAUCAAAUACGAGGAGGCAGUGGAGCUGAGGAAGAAGGCUGAGUUAGAAAUCGAAGCCUUCCGCCCGGAUGUCGACAAAGCUACUUCCUCUCGCUUUGCCUUGGAGAAAAAGCUGGAGCAGCUUGAAGUUGAAAUAGAAUUUUUGAAACGACUUCAUCAGCAGGAAAUUGACGAGUUGCUGAAACAGAUCUAUUCAGCUCAUGUCUCUGCUCAAAGUGCCUUCACGUUGCCAGACCUGGCUGGUGCUUUGAAACAAAUCCAGACCCAGUACGACGACAUUGCGGCCAAAAAUAUUCAGGAAAUGGAUUUGUGGUAUAAAAACAAGUUUGAAGAUCUAACCCAAAAGUCAUCCAGGCAUGUCGAUAAAGUUCGAAGUGUUAGAGAAGAAAUAGCAAAUGCCAAAAAAGACAUUCAAAGUAAAGAGCGUGACUUGGACUCUCUGAGGACCAGAAAUGAAGCUCUUGAAGCUCGGAUUCGAGAGCGGGAAAAAAAAUACAAGAAGGAACUGGAAGACCUGCAGGCUCGAAUUGAGGCCCUGCAGCUUGAGCUGAAAUCCACCAAGGAGAAAAUUGCACUGCACCUGCGCAAGUACCAGGAACUUCUGAAUAUCAAGAUGGCUCUGGAGAUAGAGAUAACUACUUACAGAAAAUUGAUUGAGGGGGAAGACCUGCGACUGUCUGGCAUGAUGCAAUCCCUAUCCCUUACCAGCUGUAGCAUGAGCGCCAUUAGUGCUGGGGUGAGCCUCAGUGGAGGAAGCAUGGAUGCUGUGGGUGGAAGGGGUGGUGGACUGAUGGGAGAUAGUAGAGGAGUUGCAGGUAUGGUCAGUGGUGUAGGAAUGAGUGGGGACAUAGUUACAGGAGGCACUGGAUCCAGUCCUGGUACUGGAGGUCUAACUGAAAGGAUAGGUGCUAGAGAUACUGACAACAGUAAAGGUCCAAAUGAUAGGGGAGGUGUAGCAGGCAUUACUGGCAGUCAAGUGGUAGGAGCCAGAGGGUUAGAUGUCAGAACAAAUGCUAAGGGUGUGGGCACUGAUACCAGCAUUGGAGGAGUCAGUGUUGGAGGAUUGAGUGGUGUUGACAUGGGUGGUUUGGAAUCUCAAAGCUCUGGUCCUGGUACCAGCAUUGGAGGAGUAGGUGGAAGUGGUUUAGGUUUUGGAAGCACUGGUCCUAGUUCUGGUAUUGAAGGAGUUGGUGUCGGAGCAAUGACUGGUAUUGGAGACAGCAUUUUAGGGUCUGGAAGCACUGGUUCUGGUAUUGGCACUGGAGGAGUUGGGACUGGUGAUUUGAGUUCAGGAAGCACUAGUUCUGGUCCUGGCAUUGGGGGAGUAGGUGUCAGAGCAAUGACUGGUGCUGGAGCUGGUGGUUUAGGGUCUGGAACCACUGGUUCUGGUACUGACAUUGGAGGAGCAGAUGCCAGAGGAAUGUCUGAUGUUGCAGCUAGUGGUUUAGGUUCUGAAAUGGCUGGUCCUGGUAUUGGUAUUGGAGGAGUAGGUACUGGUGGUGUGGGCAUGGGUUCUGGAGUUUUAGGUGUUGGUCCAGAAGGUUUAGACUCUGGGGUUGGGGGUUUGAGUUCUGACAUUAGAGGUUUGGACACUGUGGUUGAGGGCGCAGGACUCAGCUCUGGAAGGUUAAGUGAAAGCAGUGUAGGUGGAGUUGGGCUGGGGGCAGGUGGUGAUACCACAGACUUACCAGGUGGUAUGAGUGAUAUGGGAAAUGGAUUUGGUAGAGGAAAUGGGGUUGUGGGUGGAGGCAAGAGCUUCGGGGUUGGAGGAAUAUUGGGUAAAAAUGGAAGUAAAGCCCAAGGACAUGGUCCUACAGUUAUGAAGGGUGGAAUCAGAGACAGUGCAGGAUAUGAGAGUAAGGGUGGAGAUGAUGGAGGAGUUGCUCAGUCUGUCUGUGGUGGAAUGAGUAGGAUUAGCAGAGGGAACGGUGACAUGAGUGGUGCCCAGAUUGGAAAUGGAUCGGAUCGAUUUGAUGGCAUCACUGAGGCCUAUGCAGAGCAGGCUGUGGAGCUGACGGAGAGAAGGACAGUGCUCAUUAGAACGGUGAAAACCGAGGAUGAUGUGCUGGAGAUGGACCACCAAGAACAGACCUACACCAUCUCUGGUGCUGCAGAUGACUCUGAUGUCGAAUGAAUAACAAAUUCCCUGGUGACCCCUCGUCUUUAAACUUUCACGCCCCUUAGAGCUUUGCACUGACCAAGUCCCGUGUCUGGCCACUGACCUUUGGCCUUUGGCCUGGACAAGAAGACCAUGAAUGGCCAUUUGCUACAGACUGAAUCCUUCAAAUCAUAAGGUUUAAUGAUGUCAAAAAACACUCACCAUGCUCUCAUAACCUUUGUGUGCCUUAUACUCCCCCUUUUCCAACUGCCGUAAAUAAA
Molecule: messenger RNA, 3036 nt
Organism: Nematolebias whitei (Rio pearlfish)
Lineage: Eukaryota; Metazoa; Chordata; Actinopteri; Cyprinodontiformes; Rivulidae
Exons: 11
Coding region: 71-2791 (906 amino acids)
Biological process (GO): skeletal muscle organ development
Cellular component (GO): sarcolemma; Z disc; cell-cell junction
Source: RefSeq, a predicted model, not a curated record